UACCGGAGUAAGGCGACACCGCCAUCUCCUUUCAUUUUGCUUCGUCUUCGAAUUCUCACCGGAGUGGCACAGAAAGCUUUAAACAAAGAGAAAGGCCAUGAAUGCUUUCGGUUCGACCAGAUCUUCGAUCAAUCGAUGGAACUCGAAGAAACCCAAUUUACAGCUCCCGCGUAUUUCUUUGUCUGUAUGUGCUCUUCUCUUCUGUUUCCUCUUUCUUCUCUACCUGUCCUCCUCCUUCUCCUCCUCUUCCUUCAUGUCCUCGACUGCAUUUUCGACUUCAAAUUCGCGCCAAUGCAAUACCCAAAUCUUGGCUUUGGGUGAGAAAUUUCUUUUUUACGCGCCUCACAGCGGGUUUAGCAACCAGCUUUCUGAGUUCAAGAAUGCUAUUUUGAUGGCCGGGAUUCUCAACCGGACUCUUGUUGUUCCGCCGAUUUUGGAUCACCAUGCGGUUGCUCUUGGGAGUUGUCCCAAAUUUAGAGUUCCGGAUCCUGGUGAGAUUCGAUUCUCGGUUUGGGAGCAUAUGCUUCAGCUUCUUCGAAAUGGAAGGUACGUUUCGAUGGCGGAUAUUGUAGAUAUUUCAUCAUUAACUUCUUACUCUUCUGUUAAAGCCAUAGAUUUUAGGACCUUUGCAUAUUUAUGGUGUGGAGUGCGUCUGGAAAGUGUUUGUGCAAAUGAAUACAACAACCUAAAGCAAUGUGGUCGUCUACUAGCAGGGCUUGAUGGGAAUGUAGACAAAUGUUUACAUGCUGUAGAUGAAGAUUGCAAAACUACAGUUUGGACUUACCAAAAUAAUGAAGUUGAUGGAGCAUUGGACCUGUUUCAGCCUAAUGAACAGCUUAAGAAGAAAAAGAAGGUGUCAUAUGUCAGACGCCGUCGAGAUGUAUAUAGAACACUUGGACGUGAUUCGAAAGCUGGAUCAGCUACCGUUUUGGCAUUUGGAAGUCUUUUUACUGCUCCAUACAGAGGUUCAGAGUUGUAUAUUGAUAUCCAUGGAGUUAGUAAAGAUCAAAGAAUUAGUUCUCUGAUGAAGAACAUUGAGUAUCUUCCAUUUGUCCCAGAAAUCUUGAGUGCAGGAAAAGAGUAUAUUGACAAGAUCAUAAAAGCUCCAUUCCUUUGUGCUCAACUGAGAUUGUUAGAUGGGCAGUUUAAAAAUCACUGGAAGGCUACUUUUUUGGCCCUCCAACAGAAAUUAGACUCUAUAUUAGAGAAUGCUAAUGAACCUAUUCAUGUUUUUGUGAUGACUGAUCUUCCUAAAUCUAAUUGGACUGGAAGCUACUUAGGGGAUUUGGAUAGUGAUUCAAAUCACUUCAAACUCUUUUUCCUCGAAGAAAGCGACGAAUUGGUCCUACGAGCAUCCAAAAAGGUGAUGGCUGUAGGACAUGGCUUGAGAUGGACAUCCAAUGCUUUUGGUCCUGGAAGUAUUCGUGAUAUGAAGAAAAAAUGUGCUUCUGAGAAAUUACCGGAUGUUCUCUUAUAUAUAGAGGAAACUGUUUGUAGUUGUGCUUCACUUGGUUUUGUCGGUACUGCUGGAUCCACAAUUGCAGAAAGCAUAGAGCUGAUGAGAAAAUAUGGAGUAUGUUGAAACCAAACUUGAACCAAAUCUUGACAUUUGCCUUCAAACUCAAAAUUCUUUACCAUCUCCACUGAAGUUAUUCUCUGAGGAUGGAGUCAGUGCCGAUGUACUUUGAUUGAAUUACAUGACCAUCUGAUACUGCUUUUCCUGAAAUUCUCUCGUCUAUUCUUGUGAGCGAUGGUGAUUUGCCGCAUCAUGGAAUCAUGCUUCAAAUUUAGCAUCAACUAAUAUGGUGGAUUGUACCAAAAUGGGUCAUCGUAUCAGUUUUCAAGGUUGCAUUUGGAUGUAAGUAUACAUACAGUUUCAUAUUUACCAUGAAUAGGAAUGCAUAUUUACUUAGUUCUUUGCACAAUGGUGCAGCAACCGAUAGUUUAGGAGAUUGAUAUAGUUCAUUGAAGCUCAUGUGAGCUUAAGUCAACGAUAGUUGACACGAUCUUCCUUCCUUCGUAGAAGUGGAAGGUUUGAUCCCUGACCUUGUAACCGUGCUAAAAAAAAUAUAGUUCCUUAAAGGAAAUCCCCACGGUUGUUUUCUUAGAAAGAUUGAAUUUCUGUACUUAUGGUUUUAGAAAUAGAAAAUACAUGGAAUCCAUGGUGGACUUCUCCUCA
Molecule: messenger RNA, 2179 nt
Organism: Cucumis sativus (cucumber)
Lineage: Eukaryota; Viridiplantae; Streptophyta; Magnoliopsida; Cucurbitales; Cucurbitaceae
Product: O-fucosyltransferase 30
Exons: 2
Coding region: 98-1582 (494 amino acids)
Source: RefSeq, a predicted model, not a curated record